Actinia tenebrosa (Australian red waratah sea anemone) is the source of this 785-nucleotide messenger RNA. RefSeq names its product serine/threonine-protein kinase SMG1. Gene Ontology annotation, molecular function: protein serine/threonine kinase activity; protein binding. Gene Ontology annotation, cellular component: nucleus. Gene Ontology annotation, biological process: nuclear-transcribed mRNA catabolic process, nonsense-mediated decay. The record is from RefSeq and is a predicted model, not a curated record. Lineage: Eukaryota; Metazoa; Cnidaria; Anthozoa; Actiniaria; Actiniidae.
AGGCCAAGCACUCUUCAGACAUCUGCUCACUUUCUAAUGCCCUGAUUCACUUCGAGAUGCUCCGUAGCCAGUCCCAUGAGGUCACAGCUUUGGACAGCACCAUCACUGCUCUUGUCUACAAAUGCAAGAACAGUUCCUCAGAAUUAGAAAAAUCUCUGGUGAAGCUAAAGGCUGUGAGUGAGAUGACAUCGUUAUUGAACAUCAAAUGUCCGCCUGAAGCACCCAUCACUCUUGGAUGGAUGAAAACUAAYCUGGAGUCAGUCAGUCAAGAGAUAUCAUCACAUAAGUCCAGGAAGAUUCAGGCUGUCAGUUCUGUCACCACCAAGAAAGAAUCACUCAAGUCCCACACCAAUGCCCUCAAAGCACUGAUAGUAACACAUCAGCAGCUGGUAUCAGAAGUAAAAGCAUUGCUAACCACUAUGGUCAAGGAUGAAGAUGGACAUGAAUCAAGUACUGCUGCUAAGUCGUUCAUUACAUCCUACAACAGGCUGUCAGACGAGAGUGCRCAGUUGAUUAAAAGCACUUUAUCGUGUAAGACUCUGAUACCAACCUUGACCUUGUUUACCAUAUCAAACAUGAUGCAUUGUGGUCUAGCUUGAGUACAACAACACUAUAAAAGUCAUGAUGAGCAAUAGAUUCUUGUACCCAAACUAAACCACAAUGCACCAUGUUCUUUAGACUAUUGUUACACUCCAGAAUAUCCCAUCAUUCUUCAAUGUUUCUGCUCAAAUAGUUUCUCCUGUAAACCUCGACCUAUUUUCGUGUUAAAUACGAAUUUUCCAGCA